AUGUUUUGGAUUGGCUGUUAUCCAGGCACCUUGCUCCUUGUAUCCCUUUUCCAUCUCAGCCAUCCUUGGUCAGUGAAUAAUUUCCUGAUGACUGGUCCCAAGGCAUACCUCAUCUACUCUAGCAGUGUUGCAGCUGGUGCACAGAGUGGUAUUGAGGAAUGCAAGUUCCAGUUUGCUUGGGAUCGUUGGAACUGUCCUGAGAGAGCUUUGCAACUUUCUAGCCAUGGAGGACUUCGCAGUGCUAACCGAGAAACAGCUUUUGUUCAUGCAAUCAGCUCAGCUGGGGUCAUGUACACAUUGACACGAAACUGCAGCCUUGGGGACUUUGACAAUUGUGGAUGUGAUGAUUCUCGCAAUGGACAGUUUGGAGGCCAAGGAUGGCUGUGGGGAGGCUGCAGUGACAAUGUGGGCUUUGGGGAAGCCAUUUCCAAGCAGUUUGUGGAUGCCCUUGAAACAGGGCAGGAUGCCAGAGCAGCAAUGAAUCUGCAUAACAAUGAAGCUGGCCGAAAGGCAGUGAAAGGAACUAUGAAGAGAACCUGCAAGUGUCACGGGGUUUCAGGCAGCUGCACCACCCAGACCUGCUGGCUGCAACUCCCUGAGUUUCGAGAAGUGGGGACAUACCUGAAAGAGAAGUACCACAAAGGACUGAAAGUAGACAUACUGAAAGGGGUGGCCAAUAGCGCUGCAAGUCGAGGUGCCAUCGUGGAAACCUUCAGCUCAAUCUCCAAAAAGGAGCUUGUCCACCUGGAAGACUCUCCUGACUACUGCUUGGAGAACAAGACUUUGGGCCUCUUGGGUACGGAAGGCCGGGAGUGUCUGAAGAGAGGCAAGGCCCUGAGUAAGUGGGAGAAACGGAGCUGCCAGCGCCUGUGUGCAGACUGUGGGUUGGCUGUGCAGGAACAGCGAGCAGAAAUGGUGUCGAGCUGCAACUGCAAAUUCCAUUGGUGUUGUGCAGUUCGUUGUGAACAGUGUCGCAAACGGGUCACCAAGUAUCACUGUGUCCGCAAGGAGAAGGGAGAGCAGCAUGGGAGCAAUGUGCCUCCACGCAAGCUCAGGAGGAAGCAGCCUUAG
This is a messenger RNA of Pseudonaja textilis, 1071 nucleotides long. RefSeq names its product Wnt family member 8B (gene WNT8B). Gene Ontology annotation, molecular function: cytokine activity; frizzled binding. The record is from RefSeq and is a predicted model, not a curated record. Gene Ontology annotation, biological process: canonical Wnt signaling pathway; cell fate commitment; multicellular organism development. Gene Ontology annotation, cellular component: extracellular region. NCBI's taxonomy places the organism in Eukaryota, Metazoa, Chordata, Lepidosauria, Squamata, Elapidae.